CAGAGUGCACUGUAUGAGGAGCUGGUCAAUUACAGAAACCAAAUAGCACAUGAAACUGACAUACCUCCUUUCAUGAUAGCAUCAAACAAACUACUAGGUAAUCUGUUUUUAUCUCGUCCCACUGCUGAGGAUUCAUUGCGAUUGAUUGACGGAGUCUCUCAACAAUUUAUCACCAAAUUUGGAAUGAAAUUACUAACGAAAAUAAAAGAAUACUGUACUGCUCAUCCAACCCUCAGGACUGACACUGAACUGAGCAAAGGAAGAGAAGAUACUGACACUAAUACUGGGGAGAUACAAGUGGCCAUUAAGGUUCGUAAGUCCAUCAUUGGUCCAAUAAGUGAAAAGAAUGGAUCAUAUUAUGAUUCAUAUACAAGGGAAGGACUCAGUGUGGAGGAGAUUGCUUCAAGACGUGGUGUUCAAGUUCAGACUGUCAUGGGACACUUAGUGGAUUGUUAUGAAGCUGGCUACAUGCUCAACUAUAGAGAAUUGGGUUUUACUGAAGAGAUUGAGAAGCUCAUUACUGACACUAUAAGGAGGCCUCCUAUAUCUUCAGACGUAGGAAGAUUAAAGCCAAUUAAAGAACAGUUACCAGAACACAUUGAGUACUGGCAGAUAAAAAUGACAAUAGCACUACUGAUGGUGACCAGUGGAUUCAUUAGAAAUAAACUAACUACAACACCAUCACUGACUUCACCUACUUUAUCUUCAGGUUCUUCUGGUACAGAUAGUAAGAGAUCAUUACCAAACAUUUUUAAAAGGAGCCACUCCUACAGCAGCAGCAGUGGAGGGUAUGGUAGAGGAUACUACACUGGGUCUAACAAGAAAGCAAGAAAGUUCUUUUGAACUAAUUCUACAACUAAAGAACACUUCAUUUAUCUGCUACUAUUAAUGCCCUUGUAUCAUUUACACAUUCAUUAA
This is a messenger RNA of Amphimedon queenslandica, 918 nucleotides long. RefSeq names its product Werner syndrome ATP-dependent helicase homolog. Gene Ontology annotation, molecular function: nucleic acid binding; nucleotide binding. The record is from RefSeq and is a predicted model, not a curated record. The coding region runs from base 73 to 843 and encodes 256 amino acids. The transcript has 7 exons. NCBI's taxonomy places the organism in Eukaryota, Metazoa, Porifera, Demospongiae, Haplosclerida, Niphatidae.